AUGAUAUUUCCGGGCGACGUGAUCCUUAGCUCCGUGUCCUCACCGACCAUUCACGAGAUGCUUCAGGGCCCCGAUUUCAGACCUUGGAAGUCGUAUACUCUCAGCCAUGACGAGGCGGUUCUGCUGGGCAAAGAUAGUGCGCUGAUUUAUUAUCGCGUGGAAGCUACAAGAGACAAUGAGACAUUCAGAGCCAUUUGUUCGAGUGCAUGGGUUCUCGAAGGUUCCAGUCAGAGUCUUGUGGGAGAAUGGAAGAUGGCAAGCCAUCAGCAGACCCUGAUCUAG
Messenger RNA from Bipolaris maydis ATCC 48331, 282 nucleotides. RefSeq lists its product as uncharacterized. The record is from RefSeq and is a predicted model, not a curated record. Lineage: Eukaryota; Fungi; Ascomycota; Dothideomycetes; Pleosporales; Pleosporaceae.